AUGUUGAAGUGGACCGUUAAAAAACGUUUUGCUGGUGAACAGCAACUCGACGAUGAUUACGAAAGUGUUAAUGGAGUUAAGAAGACGCGAAGGUCACUUGGGAAUGUUUUAGGAGAUAAUCAAAGCAAAAAUGUUUCAAAAUAUCAUAGAAGAAGAUCACUUGGAAGUCAGUUAUGUAAUGAAAGAGUUAAAGUUGACAAGGAGAAUCACCUCGUGACUCCAGUUCGAAGGAAAUCCAACAGACAAACUCCGCUUGGUGACAGCAGCAAUAAACGACGAGAAAACUGCAAUAAACGAAAACAUCAUUUGAUAUCAUCAACAGCUUUGACAUCGCCAACAAUUUCACCAAUUUCAUUCAACUUCAAAGAAGUUUUUGUGGAGCCAUCGGCAAUCAUUUUUCCAUCAAGUUAUGCGCCAACCUUACCAACAUUUGAUGUUGAGUACUCACCAGUGAUGAAAAGUUCUCAAAAUUUAGUGAAAAGUUCGAUACGAGUGAAUGAUGAAAUUCCAAUUAAGCGAAUGAAAAUGGACUUGAUGGAUCUUUCGUACGAAUUUCAUCCUGAAUCGGCAUCGACGUCGUCACCACUUUCCACUCCAUUAGUUAGCAGAAAAGUCAUCAACGAACAGAAAGUUCCACUGAACUUAUCAAAUGAUUCAGAAUCAUCGUUGAACUCAUCAGAAGUUGGUGACACGACGUUGCAGAAGAUGAUCGAUGACAUCUUAGCAAGUGCAAGAAAUGGAAAGAAGUUCAAAAGUGGUUUAGCAGAAUCAAAGAAGACAGGGCGUGAUACAAAUGCUAACUUUAUGAAGAAUUUGAGUGAGAUUUGUGAGAACAUGGAAGAAAAAAGCAUCGUGAAACUUUUGUCGCCAGAAAAGAUCACUGAAGCUGCAGACAAGACAAUCAUCAUUGCAAAUACUGAAAUACAAAACGAACGAGAAGUGAAGUCACCGAUGGUUAAAAAAGAUGUAGAAAUUGUUGACUUUAGAGCUGAUGAAACUUGUCAAUUGAAGAGACAAAAUGCAGUUCGGAGAAAGAACACAAGCAAUGAAAAUAAAAAUAAGAAAAAAUGUGAAGAAAGUCAAGGAAAAUCCCAAAAGGAAUUUCAAGACUCGUCAAUUCAAAAAUGUUUGAGUUUCUCAUCAGAAAAUUUUGACGAUGUCAGUGAUAAGUUCAAACGUUCAUCAGUUGCAUCAAAUUCAUCAGGAUCUUCAAAUUCCUACGUAUCACAGUCAAAAUAUACGAAGAACCUUUUAAUGAAAGGUUCGUUAGAAAUGACGAUUUCAACAGAAGAAAAUCAAAAGAAAAUUGUGAUUCACGUUUUAAAAUGUAAGCAUCUACCUAAAACAACUGAUAUUCCACACGUCAAUGCAUAUGUGAAAUGUGCGAUGGUCACUUUGAAUUCACCAUCUGGACAUCACAACACUUAUCAACGAACAGCAGUACAUAAAAACUCAACAGAACCUGUGUUUGAUCAUAAAUUCAAUUUUGAUUUAAAUAAUUCAGAUGAUCAUGAAAAAUAUCUUCAACUUGCUGUAUGGCAUCGAAACAGAAGUUUAAAACGAAGCGAAUUUAUUGGCUGCCUGACAGUAUCUGUGAAAAAUAUUUUGGAAAAGAAUAUUGAAGGAACAUUCAAACUCCAACCACAAUCUUUUUUAUUAAGGCCAGCUCCACUUAUAGUUGAAACUGAUGAUUCAUUAUCGAAANCGAUGGUUAAAAAAGAUGUAGAAAUUGUUGACUUUAGAGCUGAUGAAACUUGUCAAUUGAAGAGACAAAAUGCAGUUCGGAGAAAGAACACAAGCAAUGAAAAUAAAAAUAAGAAAAAAUGUGAAGAAAGUCAAGGAAAAUCCCAAAAGGAAUUUCAAGACUCGUCAAUUCAAAAAUGUUUGAGUUUCUCGUCAGCCAAUUUCGACGACGUCAGUGAUAAGUUCAAACGAUCUUCAGUUGCAUCAUACUCAUCAGGAUCUUCAAAUUCCUACGUAUCACAGUCAAAAUAUACGAAGAACCUUUUAAUGAAAGGUUCGUUAGAAAUGACGAUUUCAACAGAAGAAAAUCGAAAGAAAAUUGUGAUUCACGUGAUAAAAUGUAAUAAUUUGGAAAGAACCAGUGAAAGUCCUCAAAUUAACGCUUAUGUCAAAUGCGCUUUAGUAACACUUCAAAAUCACCAAAACGUAUACCAAAGAACUGCAGUUCAUAAAAAUUCAACUUGUCCCAAUUUUGACCAAAAAUUUGUGUUCAACAUAAAUGAUUUCAGUGAUUAUGCAAAAUAUGUACAAAUUGCUGUGUGGCAUCGAAAUAGAAAUCUCAAACGGAGUGAAUUCCUAGGAUGCUUAAUGAUUCCAGUGAAAAUAGCUAUGAGGAAGAACAUCAGCGGAUCAUUUCUACUCCAUCCACAAAUGAGUUUGAACAAUCCAUCAUCAUUAAUUCCUGAAGCUGAUGAUAAAAUGUUAAAUCAUAUAUUUGAAGAUCCAAAAGAGAAAUCUGAGAAUUGUUACCAUAAUAUUUAA
Clunio marinus is the source of this 2505-nucleotide messenger RNA. NCBI's taxonomy places the organism in Eukaryota, Metazoa, Arthropoda, Insecta, Diptera, Chironomidae. The record is from the annotation of a GenBank genome assembly.